ACGUCAUUGACACAGGAAUGGGACAGAAAAAAAACAUCAUGGGGAGAAUGUCAAAUAUAUUUUUGUAAAAACGCAACGUUUCUACUCAAGAAAAGGAUGAUUCGUUUUGUCCGGGGUGGAAUAGCGGCAUCGAAAAGGGCACUGCCUGCGUAGCACGUAGCUAAAUGGAGUCGGAGCAGCUCUUCAACAGGAAGGGCUACUACAGGAACAGCUACAACAGCAUUGCCAGUGCCAGCAGCGACGAGGAGCUACUGGAUGGCGCCGGAGUCGUCAUGGACUUCCACACCUCUGAGGACGACAACCUUCUGGACGGAGAUGCCACCUCCCCAGGAUCUAACUACGUCAUGUCUAACGGGGGCGGGGUGAUGAGUAGCACCACCCACCUGCUGGACUUCCUGGAGGAGCCCAUCCCGGGGGUCGGCACCUAUGAUGACUUCCACACCAUCGACUGGGUCCGGGAGAAGUGCAAGGACCGGGAACGCCACCGCAAGAUCAAUGCUAAGAAGAAGGAAUCAGCUUGGGAGUUUACCAAGAGCCUGUAUGAUGCCUGGUCUGGGUGGCUGGUGGUGACACUGACAGGGCUGGCCUCAGGUGCUCUGGCUGGUCUAAUCGACAUCGCUGCUGAUUGGCUGAACGACAUCAAGGAGGGGGUGUGUCUGAAUGCCAUGUGGUUCAACCACGAGCAGUGCUGCUGGGGCUCCAACGAGACCACGUUCGCUGAGCGGGACAAGUGUCCUCAGUGGAAGAGCUGGGCGGGGCUCAUCCUGGGCCAGGAAGAGGGCCCUGGUUCCUACAUCAUGAACUACUUCAUGUACAUCUACUGGGCUUUGUCCUUCGCCUUCCUGGCUGUGUUACUGGUCAAGGUGUUCGCCCCUUACGCCUGUGGCUCCGGUAUACCUGAGAUAAAGACCAUUCUGAGUGGGUUCAUCAUCCGGGGUUACCUGGGGAAGUGGACCCUGCUGAUCAAAACUGUGACCCUGGUGCUGGCUGUAGCGUCUGGGCUGAGCCUGGGGAAGGAGGGACCCUUGGUCCACGUGGCCUGCUGCUGCGGAAACAUUUUCUCGUACCUCUUCCCCAAGUACAGCAAGAACGAGGCCAAGAAGCGAGAGGUCCUAUCUGCAGCGUCAGCGGCCGGGGUGUCCGUGGCUUUCGGUGCUCCCAUAGGAGGAGUACUCUUCAGCUUGGAGGAGGUGAGCUACUACUUCCCUCUGAAGACCCUGUGGCGCUCCUUCUUCGCUGCAUUGGUGGCAGCCUUCGUCCUCCGCUCCAUCAACCCGUUUGGCAACAGCCGUCUGGUCCUAUUCUACGUGGAGUACCACACCCCCUGGUACCUGUUUGAGCUUAUCCCCUUCAUCCUGCUGGGGGUGUUUGGAGGCCUCUGGGGGGCCUUCUUCAUCAAGGCCAACAUCGCCUGGUGCCGAAGGAGGAAGUCCACCCGCUUCGGGAAGUACCCCAUCCUGGAGGUGAUCUUCGUGGCGGCCAUUACCGCGGUCGUGGCGUUCCCCAACCCGUACACGCGGCAGAACACCAGCGAGCUGAUUAAAGAGUUGUUUACCGACUGCGGACCCUUGGAAUCGUCCCAGCUGUGCCAGUACAGGAGUCAGAUGAACGGGAGCAAGGCAUUUGUGGACGCGUCUCCCAACAAGCCGGCUGGACCCGGGGUGUACGCAGCCAUUUGGCAGCUGUGCCUGGCGCUCAUCUUCAAGAUCAUCAUGACCAUCUUCACCUUCGGACUUAAGGUUCCUGCUGGCCUGUUCAUCCCCAGUAUGGCCAUCGGGGCGAUUGCCGGGCGUAUCGUUGGCAUCGCCGUGGAGCAGCUGGCGUACUACCACCACGACUGGUUAGUGUUCAGGGAGUGGUGCGAGGUAGGCACAGACUGCAUCACCCCGGGACUCUAUGCCAUGGUGGGGGCCGCCGCAUGUCUGGGUGGUGUAACGCGGAUGACCGUGUCUCUCGUGGUCAUCGUGUUUGAGCUGACGGGCGGCCUGGAGUACAUCGUGCCCCUCAUGGCCGCCGUCAUGACCAGCAAGUGGGUGGGCGACGCCUUCGGGCGCGAGGGCAUCUACGAGUCACACAUCCGCCUGAACGGGUACCCCUUCCUCGACGCCAAGGAGGAGUUCACACACACCACACUGGCGCGGGAGGUGAUGCGGCCGCGGCGUAGUGAUCCGCCGUUAGCGGUGCUGACGCAGGACGACCUGACAGUGGAGGAACUACAGGGGAUCAUCAACGAGACCAGCUACAACGGCUUCCCUGUCAUUGUCUCCAAGGAAUCCCAGAGACUGGUUGGCUUCGCUCUGCGCAGGGACAUCACCAUCGCUAUAGAGAACGCACGGCGGAAGCAGGAGGGUAUCCUGCUGACCUCGCGGGUCUACUUCACGCAGCACGCCCCUACGCUGCCCGCCGACAGCCCGCGGCCCCUCAAGCUGCGCUCCAUCCUGGACAUGAGCCCCUUCACCGUGACCGACCACACGCCCAUGGAGAUCGUGGUGGACAUCUUCCGCAAGCUGGGCCUCCGCCAGUGUCUGGUGACACACAAUGGGAUUGUAUUGGGCAUCAUCACUAAGAAGAAUAUAUUAGCGCAUCUGGAGGAGCUCAAGGAACACACGGAGCCCCUGAUCGACGACAUCUGACCCGACAGCUCGUAGCUCCGCCGGCGUCCCCUUAACCGAUUGGCGUCUCCUUGGUAUUAUCACAAAAAAAGAUAUCCUUCGUCAUAUGGCCCAGAUGGCCAACCAAGACCCCGACAACAUAAUGUUCAACUAGUCACCGCCUUCCCGGGUCGUCAAGCUGACGAGGAGGAAAGCGAGGAGGAGGUGGUAAACCUACUGGACGGCCGCGGCUCCACCCUAUGACGCACAGCCCAACCCCCCCCACCCCUGGGACACACCACCCCAAAUCCACCUCAAUACUAAACCAGAGCCCUCUAGAGGCCACAGGAAGGAAGAGACAAACAGACUCUAAAAGGACUUUAAAAAUGGCUGCUGUGAGGGACGUUUUGGCCCCUAGGUAGCAGCUACUACAGGCUGGGGCAUAUAUACACAAGGAAUGCAAUAUAAACACACACCUCCAUUUACAUACAGAAACAUACAUACAUACAUGAGAUCAGACUCACUCAUACACAGAUGCCACACAAGCAUGCCACUAGCCGAAUUGCACCUCCUUCAAACACACUCUUCAUGCUCCUUCGUCCUUGUCCUGUUUCUAUUGGUUCACGCUGGCGGACAUUGCUGUGAGCCUGAAGCCUGGCUACCGAGGUAAGAGGUCAGAAUGAUCCGCUAGGACGCGAGGAGCGACCUUCAGACACCUCGACUGCUGAUUGGCUGUCAGCCCUGCCAGGCUCCACCCCCACUGUGCCCCUCCCUCCCCACACCCCGUCCGUCCUCGAAAGCAUUGUUUACCUGUGAACUCUCUUUGAGCGAGAGAAUGCAUGUGUGCGUUUCACCUCCACGUUCCAAUCAGGUUGUCAUAGUAACCCAAAACUACAAACUCCCCCCCUCCCCCCUAAAGGCAUCCUCCUGAUAUUAGACUGGGCGUUGCUCCAAGGUGUAAGUGUGGGUGAGAGAGAGAGAGAGUGUGUGUGUGUGUGUGUGAGAGAGGAAGGAAGAUCAAGGGUACAAGCAGGAUGUACUGGAGUAGUUAGUUAAUGUCUGAGUGUUGUAGUUCAAGAACAAAAUGUCUCUUUCUGAUGUAUGUGAAAACAUUCUGUACAGAAGAGUCCGAUACUCAUCGGUUACAUACCCCCUGUUGAAGUAAAGGGUGAAAAACUCUGUGUGUGUGUGUGUGCGCGUGUGCAAUUACCUUCUGAUCUGAGCCAGGUAGGCAGUAUGCCAUAGAGGUGUGUGUGCACGCGCAUAAGUAUCAGAUGAGAAAAGACUUGAAUGAGAAGAUGAGAAAAGUCCGUUUCUCCGACAGUGAUGGUGGGCAGUGUGUAUAUCAAAAUAAAUAGGAACACUAACUCAAGGUGAAGUUCUGUUACUGGAGGAGAAAAAAAAAAAUCAUUUUUUCUUUUCAAACUAUUACUAAUGCAACUACUUUUAGAGUAUUGAUAUAUUACAUAAUCAAGUAACUUUUUACGGCUUGUAAUGAAACAAAGUCAAGACUGGAAAACCACUUUUUUUUUCAAGUGAACAAAAGAAAUGGAUGAUUAUGAGGAUGUUGAUGGUAAUACUGCACAGUAACCAUGUCUUAGAUAUUUUACGUUGCUUUAAUUAAGCUGCCUCAUGGUGUGAGAAAUGUGUCUUGUAUUUUCCACUGGAGCUGAAUCUUUUCUUCCUCCUCUGCCUCGUCGUCAAGUACAACAUGAAAUCUUCUUCGUAUUUGUAGAUUUAAAGGACUGAAAUAGGAGGUGCAUUUCACAUGUUUUUUUGGGAGGUGUGCCAGUAACUCCUUUUAAACUUCAAUAAAGUCUCUUGUAUAUUUUGGACUUGGGGAUAUGUAGAAGCACACAGUACACAAAAGGAAAUAGUUUUGAACCCUCCAUGUGUCAACCUAGACUCAUGAAAAAAAUAAGAGGAUCGUAUAUCUGGUUCACCCUUUAAUGUGUGGUUCACCACAGGAAGCAGUGACCUUGAUGCGUGCGCCAGUCAAAGGAGUUCUCUCUCUCUCUGGCUUUGUUUCAAUGACAAGGUGCAUAGAGUAGCACCUUAGCUGCUGAGUGAAGGUUAUGGGAUGUGUCCCAAAUGGCACCCUUCCUCUAUAUAGUGCACUUUUUAGGGAAAAGGGUGCCAUUUGAGGCACACAUUAAAGCGUGUGGAGGCAGGUGGUGACUUCAUGUUUCUCCCUAUUACAUUGAUAUUCAUUGGGCACCAAACAUAAUAAAACAAACAGGGAGGGACUUGUCCAAUAAGAAACGGAUAUUUUCCGUUGCCAAAUGUUUUUCAAACGUUUUCCAUUGCAUGCCCUAAUGAAGGGUUUCCUGGGUCCACAUUGAGUUGUUUUGCCCUAGCACUACACAGCUGUCUCAAAUAACCAACUCAUCAAGCUUUGAUUAUUUUGAAUCACCUGUGUAGAGCGAGGGCAAAAACUAAAUGUGCACCCAGGGUGGGCCUCCGGACCAAGUUUGGGAAACACUGCCCUGAUGGAUUCAACCCUGCUGUUGGUUGACGAGCGCAUCAUCCUUGUUUAACCCAUGUGGUGUCACCAAACACUGUUCUUUUCAUAACUUCAUACUGACUUUUAUUUAUGGUAGAUAGUUGUACAUUAAUUGUAUGAUUACAUUGAUGGUUUGAUUGUACAUUUAAAACAAUGUGUAAAAGUUAAUUGUUUUAAAUUAAAAUGAGAAAAUUGCAAAAA
Messenger RNA from Oncorhynchus kisutch (coho salmon), 5295 nucleotides. Its product is annotated as H(+)/Cl(-) exchange transporter 3. The transcript is spliced from 16 exons. NCBI's taxonomy places the organism in Eukaryota, Metazoa, Chordata, Actinopteri, Salmoniformes, Salmonidae. Gene Ontology annotation, molecular function: chloride:proton antiporter activity; voltage-gated chloride channel activity. Gene Ontology annotation, cellular component: early endosome; Golgi apparatus; plasma membrane. Bases 165 to 2633 code for a protein of 822 amino acids. The record is from RefSeq and is a predicted model, not a curated record. Gene Ontology annotation, biological process: chloride transport; transmembrane transport.